Messenger RNA from Sphaerodactylus townsendi, 3355 nucleotides. RefSeq names its product RNA polymerase I and III subunit C (gene POLR1C). The transcript has 8 exons. The record is from RefSeq and is a predicted model, not a curated record. Bases 337 to 1209 code for a protein of 290 amino acids. NCBI's taxonomy places the organism in Eukaryota, Metazoa, Chordata, Lepidosauria, Squamata, Sphaerodactylidae. Gene Ontology annotation, cellular component: RNA polymerase III complex; RNA polymerase I complex. Gene Ontology annotation, biological process: DNA-templated transcription. Gene Ontology annotation, molecular function: DNA binding; protein dimerization activity.
GACUCAGCAGCUCUCGCGAUAUUUCAUGUCGGCCAGUCUGUCAACGGUGUUUUGGUCGGUCAGUUGAAAGCAAAGCAGGGACAUAGUGAAACAGCAAAAGUGAAAUAAAAUAAAUAAGGGGAAAUUCUCUGCGACGCACAAUGGGCGUGUCUAAGACAAUACGAAGUUUUUUUUGUAGCGCCAGACACAACAUGGCGGUUGACAGCAAAGCGAUGUAGAAGAGCGGCGUUUGGAUGGCGUACAUUAACGUUAUGUACGGAAUUCUCCUUCCGGGCGGCUAAAGUCUACUGCGCAUGCGUCAUAGAGUGUCUCUGUCUUCUAGCGCUUCGGUGAAAGAUGGCGGCGCCCGGCGGCGUGGAAGAGAUGCGAAGCCGCGUGGUGUUGCGCGAGUUUGGCGUCCGCAACGUACAUACCACAGACUUUCCUGGGAACUAUUCUGAAUAUGAUGAUUCCUGGGAUAAGGAGAAGUUUGAAAAGAAUUUCAGAGUAGAUGUGAUUCACAUGGAUGAAGAUACUCUAGAAUUUGACAUGGUGGGGAUUGAUGCAGCUAUCGCUAAUGCCUUCCGGCGCAUCUUGCUUGCUGAGGUGCCAACCAUGGCUGUGGAGAAGGUCUUUGUGUACAACAACACUUCUAUUGUGCAAGAUGAAAUCCUGGCUCACCGCUUGGGGCUGAUCCCUAUACAUGCUGAUCCUCGCCUCUUUGAAUACAAGAGUGAAGAAGAUGAGUGUGAUGAAAUUAACACUUUGCAGUUCCAGUUGAAAAUUAAGUGCAGCAAGAAUCCCCAGGCAGCCAAGGAGUCAUCUGAUCCUAGUGAACUGUACAUCAACCAUAAAGUCUAUAGCAAGCAUAUGGAAUGGGUGCCUCUGGGGUCCCAGGCAGACAAUCUGAAUGCUAACUUCCGUCCUGUGCAUGAUGACAUCCUCAUUGCCCAGUUGCGUCCCGGCCAAGAAAUCAAUGUACUUAUGCACUGUGUAAAAGGCAUUGGUAAAGAUCAUGCAAAAUUUUCUCCAGUAGCCACAGCCAGCUACCGGCUAUUGCCAGAGAUAACUCUACUGCAGCCUAUUGAAGGAGAAGCAGCUGAGAGGCUGAAGAAGUGUUUUUCUCCUGGGGUUAUAGAUAUUCAAGAAAUCAAAGGUAUCUGGCAACUUUUCCAUUUACACUGUAAAAGCAUAAGCUGUACUUACAGUUAUGAAAACUGCAUGACCUAGAUUCAGUCCCUACUGUCUGUGUAAAUGAUAUGAGCAUAGCUAGUAUCAUGUAGUGGUUCAAGUGUCAUACAAGGAUUUAGGAAACCCAACUUCAAACCCCCAAUCUGCCACAGAAGUUCUGUCAGUGACCUUAGCCAGUCACACAUACUCAGCCUAACAAAUCUCACCUUUUUUGAGAGGAUAAAAUAGAGGAAGAAUAGUAUACUUCACUUUGAAUCUCCAUUGGGGAAAAGGGCUGGGCAUACCUGAAGUAAGUGAACAAUUCUGUAUGCAGUUUGGUCUGUGAGCUGAUCUGAACCCAUAAACAUCAUCUGCGAAUUGUUCCUUGUCUGUCAGGAUGCAUUCCUUGGCUGGCUAGCAGCCUGAGAGAGAGUUUUCUUGUUAAUAACUUUCUGAACACUCUGAUACUGCGACUGCAAUUGUAUAUCUAUCUGUCUGAGAGCCUAGUUGAACUCACUAGACCCUUGUCCCCUUUUGUCCUGAAAGGGGAGGGAUGGCCUAUUAAAUCCAAUGAAAUAAAUAAAUAAUCAAUAAGAGGCAUAUGAUUAGGCUGUAGUGGUUAGGCCAGACAGAGAAAGAGUUCAUUGUGAGCUCAAUGGUCAAUCAGCAAUACCAUUUUUGAGAUUACAGCAUAAGCAACAAUUCCACCCAGCAACAAUUGCAGCACAGUUACAGACAAUUCUGUGGAUUUCUCUUUCUCAUGAAGUAUGAUUUGCAUUUGGUAUGCAGUGGCAAUGGGGGAAAGAACAUAAUUCAGCAGCAGAUGAGGGCAGUUAAUUAAAUAUAUGUUCACAUCUGGUUUGGCUUUUAAGCACUGCUUUGCUUCUUCAGAAGGGGAGAAAAGAAGUGGUAAGCACGCAAAUUGGCCAGCAGCUAGAUUAGAUCACGUUCCAGUCGAGGGAAAUUUUUUCGUCAUGAUGAUUUAGAAAGAGCGGCUUGUCGCGGAAACUGUGGCUUUCGAGUCUUGAGAUCACACUACAUCUUUUCUGUAGAAUCAACAGGUGUUCUGCCUCCAGAUGUGUUGGUGAGUGAAGCAAUCAAGGUGUUAAUGGGAAAAUGUCAGCGCUUCUUGGAGGAGCUGAAAUCUAUUCAGAAGAAAUAAGAAGCUUGUAUAUGUAGACUUCAGCAUAAUGGUCUGCUUAGGGUGCCUACAGCUGGAUCUUGAAGGAUGCCUUCUAACCAAGUUCUGCAUCUGUCACCGUGGAUAACUUUCUAUUGUGGAUGUAAAAGAUGGAAACUGGAUUCUUCAUGCUUUCUCCUUUGGGCUCUUAUGCAGCUGCUUCUUGCAAAAACUUUCCAUGUAGGAAUGGACUAGAGAAAGGGAGAAAUCUUGACUAAGCUCUCAGAGAAGAAUUAAUACUCUGUGGCUGGACUGGUAGAAGUAAAUUGCAGGACCUCCCAAGAUGCUUGGCUUGCCUUGAGUUAUAUCUCUCCCAAGGAGAACAGAAUUUUGUUAACUGGUGAAUCACCUGUCAAACAGGUCACAACAACUGUCUUUUUAAUGAUGUGUACUGGCAAGAUUUUUGUUCUAUCAUGUGGUAUUUGUGCUAAUGUCUGUGAUUUGUGUACCAUUCCACUAAUGGUUUGUUCCUAGCUAGUAAAAGAAGCCAGUGUUGUGGUGUGCUCCUUAGUUAGGUGAUUUGACUUUGUUAUGGAAGGGGGAAAAAGAGAGAGAAUGUUUAUGACGCUAGUAUAGUUUUGAUUUCAAGAUAAAUUUGAGGAAGUCCUCCCUGUAUGGUGUCAUUCUCUGCUUAAACUGUAUCAGAGUUUAAAUAUUUAAACUGGAUUUGUUCACAAGAAAUGUUUAUGAAAUUUGGUCUGCUUGAAUUUAUGGAGUUCUCCCAGUCUUAUUUGUGGAUCUUUACUAACAUGUUAGCAUCUUAUUUUCCAUUUUUCAUUUUUGGCCUUUGUACAAAUGGUGCAUGCAACAGAUUGCACUUCCUUCUAUUUGUUAACAUCACUGGUCUGGUGAAAAACAACGUGAAGAGGAAGCUGUGCGUGUACAAAGUGCUUUUGUGUAGUGGUAAUCUAGAUGUGAAGGGACGGAAGCUGUGGCAGACUGCUGCAGGCUGAUAAUUCUGGAAUUAAGUUUCAAUGAUAUAUAUAAAAUAUAUAUUAAAAAGUUUCAAUGUGAGAAUUUCUAAAA